Belonocnema kinseyi is the source of this 943-nucleotide messenger RNA. Its product is annotated as interleukin enhancer-binding factor 3-like. The coding region runs from base 41 to 811 and encodes 256 amino acids. NCBI's taxonomy places the organism in Eukaryota, Metazoa, Arthropoda, Insecta, Hymenoptera, Cynipidae. The transcript has 4 exons. The record is from RefSeq and is a predicted model, not a curated record.
CCUCUAUCUUCUCGUCCACGGCCAAAUAUCUUUGGAGAAAAUGAAGUCCGCCGUGCACAACGCUGAAGGAAUCCUGAAAAUUUUGGGGCUGACACUCCUAGUCGUGGGCUGGGCGCACACCCAUCCUGCCACCUAUGAUAAGUAUCUUGGCCUGGAAAAUGACGCGUUGUAUGACGCGCCGUUAGUCGAAUCUCUUCGACGGGAGGUGCGCCAACCAGCAUCUUUGGACUACCCUGGUGAAGUCAGGGACCUUCUUGGCACUGGAAACGACGUCGAGAGACUGGGAAAAAAGAAAUUGAUCAAAAAUGAGUCCGGAAAAUCGGACGAAGGUGGUUUUUUUAAGACAUACGGUAGCGAUGCUGAUGGAAUGAAAGGCUACGUAAAAGAAACAUUUGGCAAGGGAGACCAUGGAUACAAGAAUCUUGACACGUUCCACAAACAAGACGGAGACAAUUAUGGCUUUGAAAAGCACACCUCGUUUGGCGAUGGCAAAGCAGGAGAAAAAGGACGCCACGAAAAGAGGGGCGCUUAUUCUAAAAAAGAAGGCGAUCAUGAAGGGUCAGGUACCAUUGUUGAAAGUCACUACGCGGAUGACGGUGAUUAUGGAUAUUCUGAGGGAGGAGAUGGUGAUCAUGAUUCCGAAGGCGAUAGUGGAUCUUAUGAAGGUGGAAGUGGUGAAGCCGAGGCUGGAAGCUACGGAAGUUCAGAGGGAUACUCUGAAAGCUCUUCCGCAGGAGAAGGUCAGCGUGAAUCAGAGGGCGGUUACUCAGAAGGUGAAGAUGAUGGUGGAUAUUACGAGGGAGAUUACUGACAUGUCCUAGGUUGACGCGUUCGCUCUUGAGUUGUAGAUGGGCGAGCUAGGCUAACAGUAUCGUGUACAUACAGUUUACAGGUUGUGUUUCUGUUUUUAGUGAUAAUAAAGUUCAUGUUUUUGUUAAAAGUU